This is a messenger RNA of Cuscuta europaea, 1319 nucleotides long. The record is from the annotation of a GenBank genome assembly. NCBI's taxonomy places the organism in Eukaryota, Viridiplantae, Streptophyta, Magnoliopsida, Solanales, Convolvulaceae.
CUUGUAUCCUAUCCAACAAUCAGCCCCAAACCAUGAGUUGUCCCAUGGCAAUGGAUUGGCCCGAACCAAUUGUCCGUGUCCAAUCUUUGUCGGAAAUGGGGUUCUCCUCCAUCCCCACCAGAUACAUUAAGGCCUCCGCCGAUCGACCGUCGUUAACUGCCGCCGGCCACACUACCGGCGGCGACGUCACCAACAUCCCUAUAAUAGACUUGGAACCAUUGUUACUUUCAUCAUCACACGUUGACGGCGGCGGCUGCACGGCGGCGGAUACAGCGGAAGUGCAUGCACAGGUAUCGGCCGCCUGCCGGAGCUGGGGUUUUUUUCAGGUGGUGAACCACGGGGUGAGGCCGGAGCUGAUGGACCGGGCGAGGGAAGUGUGGCGGGAGUUCUUCCACCUGCCUAUGGAAGUAAAGCAGCCGUACGCCAACUCGCCGGCGACGUACGAGGGGUACGGUAGCCGCAUCGGGGUGGAGAAAGGGGCGCUUCUUGAUUGGAGCGAUUAUUUUUUCCUUCAAUGCCUUCCUUAUUCCUUGAAGGACCAUACCAAAUGGCCGUCCCUCCCUUCUUCUAUAAGGGAAGUAAUCGAAGAAUACUCAGAACAAAUGGUGAAAUUGUGUGGGCAGUUGAUGAAAAUACUAUCGAGAAAUCUAGGAGUAAAGGAAGAAGUUUUACAAGAUGCCUUUGGGGGUGAAAAUAUUGGAACUUGUCUAAGAGCCAACUUUUACCCAAAAUGCCCCUCACCUGGCCUAACCCUUGGACUCUCGUCUCAUUCGGAUCCGGGUGGGCUGACUAUUCUCUUGCCGGACCAGCAAGUCUCCGGCCUUCAAGUCCGACAAAAGAGUGAAUGGAUCACCGUCAAACCAGCUAGGCACGCUUUCAUCGUCAACAUUGGUGACCAAAUUCAGGUUUUGAGCAAUGCUAUUUAUAAAAGUGUUGAGCAUAGAGUGAUUGUGAAUUCUGAGGAAGAACGUGUAUCUUUGGCCUAUUUUUACAAUCCCAAAAGCGAUUUGGUGAUAAAACCGGUGGAGGAAAUAGUGACACCCGAAAAUCCAGCAUUGUAUCCGCCGAUGACCUACGCUGAAUACCGACUUUACAUGAGGUCCAAGGGUCUCAAAGGCAAAUCACAACUACAAGAAUCAUCAUCAAAGUCUGUUGCUUAAUAUUUAAUCAACUAUAAUUAAUUUCACCUUAGCAGACGUAUAUAUAAUUCUGUUGGUAUGUGUAAUACGGAGUAUGCAUCAUUUAGAACUAUUUUAUUAGUGUAAUUUAAGAUGUUAUAUAAAUCAUGUUAUAAUAAUGCAAGAUGUUAUUUAUUACUA